GUAUUUGAAUUAAAUCUGAAGGUUAUUUCUGUGUUAAGUAAAAGAAGUGUGAUGGCAUAGUAAGCAGUGGGUGCAAAUGUCCUGAGGCAGUAGACAACAUAGCAAAUAUAUGUAGUACAGGGGGAUGGUUAGAAUAGGAGGCGGUAGAACCAGGUUAGCUAAUCCUAAACAACAUAGAAGUAAGAUUGAAUUGGUAUGUGGAGAACAGAUUUUAUAGGACUUACUGGGACUUUAUCCUAAGGGCAGUGUGAAACCACUGAAGUAUUUUAAAAGGGGAGUGAUAUCAUCUGGCUUGCAUUUUUUAAAGAAUAUUCUGUCUGUGCAUAAUGGAUUAAAGAGAGGCCACAGGCAGCUCAUGAGGAUGGCACUGGAAGCCACUACAUGCACUCCCACACAAGACGAUGCGAGCUUGCUUAGGGUAGUGACAGCCGAGAUAGGGAAGAGUUAAUGGAUGGGAGGAGUACUUGAAGAAAUAGAUAAAUUCUGAAUGCAUACACCUUUUUUGUACCUUUAAAAUUGUUAAAAAAAAAAAAAAACCCUUUUCUGUACAUGUUUACUUUUUACAAUAUUAUAUUGGUUGUAUAGUUCUCCUUGAUAAUCAUCGCCUUCUUUUUAUCUUACUUACCAUUGAUGCUGAUGUCUCUCUCUUACUCUGCUAUUUAGGUCCUAUUGAGUAGUUGCCUGAAAUGCUUAGAUGUUUAAUAAUGAACUCUUGAUUCAUAUAAAAGAAUAUAUAAAACAAUUUAAGGUAUAAGUAAAAAAAAAAAAAAGCAAAUACCUGUGAUGUGUCACCUCAUAAAGCUAUAGUUUUAGCUGUUAGAAGUAAUUCUGAAGUAUUCCAACUAAUAAUUCCUCUUAGAUAUUUCCCAACUAGCAUUCAUCAGUUAAAAGGAGAGAGAGGUGGUUGACAAUGAUUGCAGUAAGAAUGGCAAUAAUAAAACACCUAAUGACCCCUAACAUAAAGAGAAUUAUGCCUAAUUAAAGACAAAGAAUGAUUUAUGUAAUGAGCUAUGUAAAUAUAUGACAUUAAUGCUUUUUUGUUAUUAAAGCUUCACAUUAUAAAUUAGUUCCUAUUAUAAUCAGAUUAGAAAAAAGGAUAGAAAGGGAGAAAAAUGAGGGACCAGUAGAACAAGUCAAUGUCUAAAAAGAAGAAAAUUAUCUUGUUAGAACUGCUAAAGCUUUUUUUGGAAGUUGGUAGAAGGAAAGAAGAAAGUGGAUCAAAGGCUCUGCUUGAACUCUCUUGUAUUAUCAUUUGUUUGCCUUUGGAAGCAUGUACAAUUACGUAUUAUUUAGAAUAUUCGUAGACUCAAAUCCCUGUCAGCGAUUAGUUUUGGGAAAUAAAUGUAUCAAAUGAAAGCGAUCUAGAAUUUGAAUUUCCCUAUGAGAUUAUUUUGCCAUUUCUCUAAUUUUGGAAAUAUUACAUUCAAAACUGUUUUAAAAAUAUGUAAAGCCUAUCCUUGGAAAAGGUUUAUUUAGAUUUUGGUAAUAUAGGGAUAACUUUAAUAAUUGAUAGUGUUUUAUUUUCUGAUGGUUUUAUAGUAAAACUGAGUAUUAAACUCCUUUUAAUAUGGAGUAUGGGAGCUAUCUACAUUCAUGAAUAUUUAUCAAAUGUAAUUUUUAUUUUGAAUAUUUAUUAUUAUUGUAAAUGAGACUAUUAGUUAAAUCCAGUCCUGUUUGAUUUUAAUGCUUUUAUGUAUCCCUAAAGGUCAAACUACUUCCCUUGUAAAAUAGGACUUUCUAGCCUUUUGUAUUGUACAUUUAAAUAUUUUCUUUCAAACCUCAACUUGGUACUCAUUCUAUGAUUGUUAUUCUAACUUGUUUUAUGAAUUAUUCUGGUAAUGAGAAAUGUGCUUCCAUUCUUUCUGUAUUUCACCUAAACCCCUGGAGAUUUUUGACAAUAAUAUGGUCUUCAUUCCUAUAAGGCAGUUCAACAUGGAGGAAAGAAUAGGGUUUUCUGUUCUUUAGAAAUCAUUUUUGGAAUCCAAAAUAGUUAUUCUUAGACAUUACCUUACUGGCAGCCAUCAGUGGAAAGGAAAGAAAAGGGAAGGAGAGAGGGGUUCAUCAAUACGGUGUUAGGAAUGACACUUUUGACCUGUUUCAAUGCUCGUUUCAUGACUGUUGGAAGCAAGUUAUGCUUACCUUCUGUAGUACCUAUCUUCUUCCUUUGGAAAGUGAUAAUGAUGGGUACCUACUCCAUAAAGACUUAAGGUUUUUAUAGAGAGGAAAUAUAUAAAGCACUUAGCAUAAUGCUUGGCACACAGAAUGUGCUCAACAGAUGUUAGUUUAUCUUCCAUUUUCAGCUUAAUUUUCCUUAUCUAAGUCUGAAAUAAUUUGUAAAUUAGUUCUAAGUCACUUUAAAGAAGAGUGCUGAUCCCAUAAGAAAUAUGCUUAAAAUAGAAAAUGUUUGCCUAUAGUAAGUCAAAGUAAAUAGAAAUGUUUUUAACCUCCCUCAAAUAAAGUAGCUUAAUUUGCUUGCUUCUCACUUGGGUGUGAGUAGCUCAGUCACGGUAUGACAGUUCUUUGACUCUUGAGUGUUUUUCAUAUUAGGAUAAUAAGUGGAGUAAACAAUCAUUCUACUUAUUUCUAAUGCCUACUUUUCAGAGUUCACAUUUGACCUUAAAUAUUUCCCCAAAUAGAUGUUAGCAUAGAGGUGUUAGUUCCAAUGCUCUGUUUAUACACUUAAAUACAUCGGAUUCAGCAAUUUAGUGUGGGUGUGGCAGGGAUUAGAGAGAUUAUUAAGUGACUUAACUUCUGUUAAUCAAAACAUACCUAUAUUUUAGGGAGUAAAAAUAGUAGCUAUAUCACUUGAGUUCACGAAGUCUUAGCUGAUUUUUAAUAAUUAAUACGUUUUUUUCUGCCAGUGAGCAUUAGAUUACUGCUGACUUUUUAGUGUCAUAGUACCUUGUGGUAGUUUCUCUACAGGGUUUAAAGGUGUAUCCCAGUGUUUUUUUUUGUUUGUUUGUUUGUUUGUUUUUUGUUUUUGUUUUGUUUGUUUCUUACUGUCUGGUCCAUAGGAAUUAAUCUUUAUAAAUGCUAUAAGGAGACUAUCUCUAGAGAUUCAUACAUGCCAUUAAUAUGUUAUAAGGAUCGGUCAGUUCCAUUGUCUUCUUUUGUCAAUCUUGAUCAGAGCUUGCCGAGUAAGUCUAUAAGCCUGCAUGUGCCUGGCAACUGUUACCUAGUGACAGUUUCAGCUGCAGUAGCCAUUGGCUGUGCUGUUGAUUGGGGCAGGAGGACCGAGUCACCUUUCUGAUGGUGGUGAGUUCUUCUGCAUCAGCUCAGGAUGAGGAGGAGAGGAGCAGGGCUCCGGCUCAGGUGGAGGCAGUGAUACUGAGAGAUUGUGAAGAAUAUAGCGACAGCAUCCUGGUAACUGCAUCACAGUAAAUCGGACUUCUGAAUCAAGCAGCCCAGCCUAGCAGCUGAUAAGAGUGAAUGUAGGUGAGAAGCAUUGCCUUAUUCCCGUAAGAAGAGAACUAUUUUGUGAUAAGUGAAACUAGGAAUGUGCAAGGAGGAAUAUCCUGUGGCUGUUAUAAAAGAAGGACUUCCCUGAAUGACUUGGUGGUGCACGAGAAAAUAACUUUCAGAAGAAUGCUUUCUGUUAAGCUGCUGCUUUGUUCCUGAAGGAAACGUUUUUAUCUCUAAUGCAUGUUACUUCUUCAAGAGGUAUGACAACAAAGACUGACAAGAAACUCUCUGAAAUACCUGUACUUUUAAAAAGAUUUUUGAUAAAUGUUAACCUGAUAACAGAAUGACCUUGGAAGCCUCUUGGAUGGAUUCUAUCCUGCAAGCCUUUCAGUAUUUCAAACUCUAGGAUUUAAACUCAUCUUGAUGCUUUAGAGCUUACUUCCCUUUCUCCCCCUCCCAAAGUUGAGAUGUGUCACUGCUGCACUGAGACUGAUGAAGAGGCUUGAGUACUCUCUGGGAUGCUCGGCUGUGACAGAAGCACUGCCACUGUCUACCGAAGCUGAUCCCGAGACACUCAUGUAUAGAGUUUAACACAUGCUGGACAGGGCACCUGCUUGCUGGAGCCAAGGCUACAUGUUCCCUUAAUUCCAAGCCAUGAAUGAAUCCAGGUGGACUGAAUGGAGCAUCCUGAACAUGAGCAGUGGCAUUGUGAAUGUGUCUGAACGUCACUCCUGCCCACUUGGAUUUGGCUACUACAGUGCGGUGGAUGUGUGCAUCUUUGAGACCGUUGUUAUUGUCUUGCUGACAUUUCUAAUCAUUGCUGGGAAUUUAACGGUCAUCUUUGUCUUUCACUGUGCUCCACUCUUACACCAUUACACUACCAGCUAUUUUAUUCAGACAAUGGCAUAUGCUGAUCUUUUCGUUGGAGUUAGCUGCUUGGUUCCUACUCUCUCACUUCUUCACUACUCCACAGGUAUCCAUGAGUCAUUGACUUGCCAGGUUUUUGGAUAUAUCAUCUCGGUUCUAAAAAGCGUUUCUAUGGCAUGUCUUGCUUGCAUAAGCGUGGAUCGCUAUCUUGCAAUAACCAAGCCUCUUUCCUACAAUCAACUGGUCACUCCUUGCCGCCUGAGAAUUUGCAUUAUUUUAAUCUGGAUCUACUCUUGCCUCAUUUUCUUGCCUUCCUUUUUUGGCUGGGGGAAACCUGGGUACCAUGGUGACAUUUUUGAAUGGUGUGCCACCUCUUGGCUCACCAGUGCCUAUUUUACUGGCUUUAUUGUUUGUUUACUUUAUGCUCCUGCUGCCUUUGUGGUCUGCUUCACUUACUUCCACAUUUUCAAAAUUUGCCGUCAGCACACCAAAGAGAUAAAUGACCGGAGGGCCCGAUUUCCUAGCCAUGAGGUGGAUGCCUCUGGAGAGACCGGACACAGCCCCGACCGUCGCUACGCCAUGGUUUUGUUUCGGAUAACCAGUGUGUUUUACAUGCUGUGGCUCCCUUAUAUAAUUUACUUUCUUCUGGAAAGCUCCCGGGUCUUAGACAAUCCAACACUGUCCUUCCUAACAACCUGGCUUGCUAUAAGUAAUAGUUUUUGUAACUGUGUAAUAUACAGCCUUUCCAACAGUGUUUUCCGGCUAGGCCUCCGAAGACUGUCCAAGACGAUGUGCACAUCUUGUCUGUGUGUGAAGGAUCAGGAAGCACGAGACCCCAAACCUAGGAAACGGGCUAAUUCCUGCUCCAUUUGAAGAGAACUAUACAGCAAAUCCAGUGUAAUCUGACAGGGGUUUUGGAUUGUGUUCUUGAUUCUUCUAUAAUAUCUAAAUAAUUCUUCUGGAAGUUUGCCACUAGAGAAAUAUUUACUUGAAUAGUUGACGAUGAGAUGAAGGGACUAAAGAUUUCUUUUUUUUUUUUCCUUCUCUUUUUCCACAGUGGUGGGGGAGGGGGAGCUAGAGAAAAGAAUGUAUAGAGGGUAAUCUCAUGAGAUAACUUUAGUAUGUGAGUAUAAAUGUACAGUAAUAACAAAAUUAAGCACUGAAGAUGAAAAAAUUAUUGAAAAAAGUAUCUCAGAGCUUCCACAGGACAUGAGCAAAGCCCCUCGGCAUCUCUGUCCUCUCUGACUGAGCUCUCUCCUCUGUCUUUGCCUCUCAUUCUGUCUGUCUUUCUCACUUUCUUUGUGUUUGUGGAAAUGACUUACAUAAAUUGCCCUUUAAAUGCUACAUAUAAUAUAUGUGGCAAAGUGCAAUUUUUUGCAUCAAAGUAUACUCUUAAAUGUACUAAUCUGCAACCUAUAAGUUGUCUCUCUAUGAAGGAUGCAUAGUAAGCAUUGUAUUUUAUUACCUGCUACAUAACCCUUUUGCUUGUGUUUUUAUAAUGUCCGCAGUGCAAAUUGUUUGCUAUAAACAAAAAGAAACAGUACUUUUGUUUCUUCUGGGUAAAAUUAUGUGUACCCAUCCCCACCCCCUUUCUAACAGCCUGCUAUUUUUUUCCUCCAUUGUUCUGGAUCUGCAUCCUUUGGUACCUUAAUCCAAAAGUGUCUUAGCUAAUGAAAGAAUCUACUAUAUAAAGCAAUCAUAAUCUUAAAUAAUCUAUUCCUUCCAACAAAGGUUCUUUGAGAUAUUGUGUUAAAUAUUUUUAAUAGCUUUUGUAUACAUUUUUAUCUGGUUCCUUUCCAGUUAGCUCAUGUGCCCAAAGUAGUGUCUUUUUUUGCUAUAAUAAAGCAUUGUUUUUCUUUAAGGAAAUCCACAAAUAAUUCUAAUGGAGAUUUCAGAGUAUUCACCCAGAAGUAAGGUAUUGCUCUUCAAACCACACAGCGUGUCCUCCCCGCAAUCCAGUAGACAAUAUUAACCUUUUUGUGUUAGGUCUACGAAGCUUAGUGUUGCGUCCACCAAUCAUUUGUGUGAUAUGCAUUUGCAUAUACUAUAUUUUUUACAACAAAGAAAAUGUAAAUUAUAUUAUGUGAUCUGUGCCUAAUGUUUUCUUAGCACAAUACAUAGAUCAAUGUUGCUUAACUCAUCAACAUUGGAAAAAAUAUACAAAAACUUUAAAGAGAAAAAUACUUUUGUGUAGUUGUUAUUAGAUAUUUAUAUUAGAUCAAGCUGCAUUCUUAGUACUGCUGAGAAUACGAUAUACUUAAUUAUCAAAUACAGGUAAGAGCUGUCAGUAUUUCCUUUUGUAAUCUGUUUUCAUACGCAGAGAUUAAAUUAACUUAUUUUUUAGUGUGCUACAUGGAAUUGUAUAAUAAAUUGCCAGGGGUUUAGAUGUAGCAAAAUGGCAUUUGGGGGAAUCAGUCAGUAGUGAAGCAGGUGUGAGUGGUAAAACAUCUAAAUCUUACUUUUUUACUAUAAGUUUCCUGCCUGACAGAUAUUUUAAAGUUUAUAUCAGACUACUGAGUAUUUUUCUUCUCAGCAUUUUGAUUUAUUUGUUUUAUGAAAUGCAUUUAAUGAAAUGUGCCUAUGACUUCAAAUUGGAAGCCUAGUGUGUUUGCACACAAGUGGUUUGACUUCAGAGGUCCGUUAGUAGAAAUGUCAUCAUUUUAUUGAGGUUGUUUUGAACCUGUGUAUAUUUUUAAACAUGUAAGAAAGGUUUAAAAUAAAGAAUAAAAUAGUAUUCUACGUAUCAAAA
This is a messenger RNA of Leopardus geoffroyi (Geoffroy's cat), 7018 nucleotides long. RefSeq names its product G protein-coupled receptor 52 (gene GPR52). Gene Ontology annotation, cellular component: membrane. Bases 4057 to 5142 code for a protein of 361 amino acids. The transcript is spliced from 2 exons. Gene Ontology annotation, biological process: G protein-coupled receptor signaling pathway. The record is from RefSeq and is a predicted model, not a curated record. Gene Ontology annotation, molecular function: G protein-coupled receptor activity. Lineage: Eukaryota; Metazoa; Chordata; Mammalia; Carnivora; Felidae.